Messenger RNA from Anneissia japonica, 721 nucleotides. RefSeq lists its product as uncharacterized. The transcript is spliced from 6 exons. NCBI's taxonomy places the organism in Eukaryota, Metazoa, Echinodermata, Crinoidea, Comatulida, Comatulidae. The record is from RefSeq and is a predicted model, not a curated record. Bases 286 to 693 code for a protein of 135 amino acids.
AAGGAUUCAAUUACUUUGUUAAGUCCCAGUGACUUGGAGGCACUAGGGGUGUAUGGCCUAGGUCGUCAGGCUCUACUCAGAAGCCGUUGCAGGCAGGCGGCGACAGCUAUUUCAGGUCAAAGAAGAACGCAGGUUUUUUCUAGGCCUGACGAGUCAAGUAAAAAGAAAUCAAAACAUAUACUAUUAACAUUCGUUUGCCUGGACUCCACGUCAGCGACUCGAACACUAACAACAGAUGGUUUGGCAUGCCUCACGUCAAAUGGAUUGGGGUUGAAAACAGUGAAUAUGCCAUUAAACUCAACACCAAAAGAACUCAAGACAAUAAUACUUCAAUUAUUCCCCAAACUUGUGGCUGGAGGUGGAUUUGAAUACCUGAAAUCUUCGAACUCAAGAAAACGUAUCGUCAUUCCUCUCCCACAAGGCAGAUAUUGUGCUCGUGAGAUUAAAGCAUACAAUCGUCACGGGAGAGUUUACUUAAGACCAAUUCAAAAAGACCUUGAUUUAUCUCUAAUUGAUGACACGUCUUCUAGAGUUGACGAGCUUCUGCAGAAAUGCAACCAGUGUCUCAAAUUUAUUGAACAGAGUAAACUUCGAAAUCAUAUUGAAAUAUGCUCAGCCAACUCUGCACCAGCAAAUGAGAGUUCAAUCCCGGAGUCCAUAACAUCAGAGAAUUAUGUGUUAUAUGAUCCAUAACUGGAUAGUACUUUCUCUACCACUUCAG